Lithohypha guttulata is the source of this 1239-nucleotide messenger RNA. It is a transcript of the gene cmk1, whose product is annotated as Calcium/calmodulin-dependent protein kinase type I. Gene Ontology annotation, biological process: cellular response to oxidative stress; protein phosphorylation. Gene Ontology annotation, molecular function: calcium/calmodulin-dependent protein kinase activity; calmodulin binding; ATP binding. The transcript has 3 exons. The record is from RefSeq and is a predicted model, not a curated record. Lineage: Eukaryota; Fungi; Ascomycota; Eurotiomycetes; Chaetothyriales; Trichomeriaceae. The coding region runs from base 1 to 1239 and encodes 412 amino acids.
AUGGCUCAGUCUGGACAGAAACCAGUGAUUCAGCCAUGUAGAUACAAGACGGGCAAAACACUAGGCGCAGGCUCCUACUCUGUCGUCAAAGAAUGUGUUCAUAUCGAUACCGGUCGCUACUAUGCUGCCAAAGUGAUCAACAAGAGAUUGAUGGCUGGAAGAGAGCAUAUGGUUCGGAACGAGAUAGCAGUCUUGAAGAGAGUCUCUGUGGGCCACCGAAACAUCUUGACCUUGGUCGACUACUUCGAGACCAUGAACAACCUCUACCUUGUUACCGACCUGGCUCUAGGCGGAGAGCUAUUCGACCGUAUAUGUCGCAAAGGCUCAUACUACGAAUCAGAUGCUGCGGAUCUCAUCAGAGCCACACUGUCCGCUGUUGCUUAUCUACAUGACCACGGCAUUGUGCACAGAGAUUUGAAGCCUGAGAAUCUGCUCUUCAGAACUCCAGAAGAUAAUGCAGAUCUCCUUAUUGCAGACUUCGGCCUGUCCAGGAUCAUGGACGAAGAGCAAUUCCAUGUCUUGACCACGACUUGCGGCACUCCUGGAUAUAUGGCUCCGGAGAUUUUCAAGAAGACUGGACAUGGAAAGCCUGUGGACAUUUGGGCUAUUGGAGUCAUUACCUACUUUCUCCUGUGUGGCUACACCCCCUUCGACCGUGACUCUAAUUUAGAGGAAAUGCAAGCAAUCCUACAAGCUGAUUACGACUUCACACCCUACGAAUACUGGCGCAACGUAUCGAAAACUGCUCGCGACUUCAUCAACAAGUGUCUCACCGUUGACCCUCGCCAACGUAUGACCGCUCACGAGGCCUUACAACACCCUUGGAUCAACAGCGACGAUCCCAUGUCACCCGAACGACAGAAGAACGGAGACGAUCUGCUACCAAUCGUCAAAAAGAACUUCAACGCCAGAAGAACACUCCACAAAGCCAUUGACACCGUACGUGCGAUUAACAAACUGCGUGAAGGCGGUGGCCUAAUGGCUGGCAUCAUGGAGGGUCAGAUGAGCCUCGAUCCAAAACCGAAGACUGAAGAUGUGCAUGGCAGCAGAGUCAUGGACGGCUCAGGUACUCCCGUCGAUGGGGGUGCUCGAGGUGGAGGUUUACACGAUGACGAUGCCAUGGAUAUCGAUUCCAGGGGCAAUGGACACGGACAGACACAAGACCAGAUUGAGCGUCAACAGAUGAAAGUCCAGAAGCAGAUCAAUGAAACCUACCAGCGUAGUCGUGGUUUGAAAUAG